Molecule: messenger RNA, 1036 nt
Organism: Cyprinodon variegatus (sheepshead minnow)
Lineage: Eukaryota; Metazoa; Chordata; Actinopteri; Cyprinodontiformes; Cyprinodontidae
Gene: areg
Product: amphiregulin
Exons: 6
Coding region: 94-792 (232 amino acids)
Biological process (GO): positive regulation of cell population proliferation; epidermal growth factor receptor signaling pathway; positive regulation of mitotic nuclear division
Source: RefSeq, a predicted model, not a curated record
CUCCCAGACAUUCCCACACACACACACACACUCACAAAGUCAGACACAGAUAAGUGCAGGACUGUCAUACGCAACACUCCGUCUUCCUGGGAUAUGAACACUCUCAUCAUCAUUUCUCUGCUGUGCAUCGUUGUCUGCAGCAAUCUGGGUGCUCAGGGAUCUGAGGACACAUAUUCUGGGGAGUUAGCCAGAGUGACAACUGGUCCAGCCUCCGGGGAGGGACACCUUCGUUCACUCAACGACGAUGAUGAGCUGGGAGUAGAAGAACUUUCAGGAGGAGACAAUGAAAAUGUGAUCCACCAUGAGCUGCAUGCUGAUAAAGAUGAGAGGAGAAAAAAGAAAGGGAAAGGGAAGAGGAAAAACAAACAAAGAAACAAAAUCACAACACCUCUCAACCCUGAUCACACAGUCAUAACAAGUGGGCACACAUCCACUCUUACUUCAACUCAAAAUCCCUGCACCUCUACACACCUGGGCUUCUGCAUUCAUGGCUUCUGCAAAUACAUGGAGGGUCUGAGAGAACCAGUGUGCAUAUGUAUGAAAGGUUACGAUGGAGCGCGCUGUGGCAUUCAAACCUUGGGGGCAGUCAAACCCGCUCAGAGUGACAACACGGAGCUGGUACAGACAGUGCUGGUGGUCAUUGCAGUUGUUCUUUCAGUCAUCAGCUGCUGUGCCAUCCUCCUAAUGAUCUGUGCUCAUUAUAGGUCCCAUAAAAACUUCCUGGCCUCUUACAUUGGAACUGGGUCAGAGCAGGAGAAACUCCAGAAACCCGUUGGGGAUGUUGUGGUGUGAUGACAUCAAGUUACAAAGAGGCAAGUGGCCAAUUAAAAGAAGAAUCCAGUGACCCAAGAGAGAAAUAGACGUACAAAACUGCGCUAAUUAAUUUAUUUAGAGUGAAUAUUUAUUGCUUAUAAACUAUACCUGUGUUUGUUGAAUUUAUUUUUAAGAUGUCAUGUUUAAAUGAAUGCUGAGCAUUCAACCUUUUCUUUUCUUUUUUUUUUUGUAGGUUUGGUUUUAUUUAUUGCACUUCAUUUGU